ACCCGUUUUAGGCCUAUCACCUUCCCCUACUACUCCAAUGGUUUCACUACCUUCUCCGCCACGACCCAUAACACCACCGCCUUCACCUGAAUACAACCGUUCUGGCUAUCGCGUUCUGGUGGCUUUUUGUCCUAAAGAGGCAGGGCCUGAUGCUAACAUUUUUAACUGUAUACAGAGUUACAAUCCCUCUAACAACACAUGGAGUCAUGUCAGCUUAAUUCCAGACCUACUCGAAAACCAUGUCUUGAAAGGUUUUGCUAUGGUUUCUCUAGGAGAGUCGAUUUACAUUAUUGGUGGGAGGUUAUGGAACAAAGGGAGGCCUCCAAAUUCAAGCGAAUCCGUUGAAUUUGUCGAUGUUGGUGCCGAAGUGUCACCUUUAGUAUUACGUUACAAUGUUCGAUUGGACCAAUGGUCCAAAUGUGCGCCAUUAGGCACACCACGAUACGAUUUUGCUUGUACUGUUUGUGACAAUAAAAUUUAUGUGGCAGGAGGGAAGUCCAAUUUGGCUAGUACUAGAGGAAUUUCAUCGGCUGAGGUGUAUGAUCCUGCUCUUGAUGAAUGGACCCAAUUGCCGAGCAUGAGCACUUUGAGAUACAAAGGUGUUGCGGUGACUUGGCAGGGGAAAAUCUACGUGGUGGGUGGUUUUGCAGAAAGAGGAGAUUCGGAUCUAAACAUGCUGACAUUUUCUCCACAGCGUAGCUCUGCUGAGGUGUUCGACACACGAGCAGGAAGAUGGGACCUCGUGGCAGGGAUGUGGCAGCUGGAUGUACCACCAAAUCAAAUCGUUGCAGUGGAUGACAAGUUGUUUAGCUCUGGGGACUGCCUCAAGACCUGGAAAGGUCACAUUGAGUUCUAUGAUGGAAAACUGAACAUGUGGGAUGAAGUGGAUGGAUCUCGUUUCCAAACUCUUAAUCCACCACUCUCCACAAUAGGUGCCAAUAAUGAAAAUUGGCCUCCAAUGGAACGGCUUUACUUAACAAUGGCACCAAUUGGAACCCAUUUAUAUUUCUUGGCGGGGUAUCGGAUGGCAGGUGAAUCAUCCCGAACACUUUCAGUGGUCUUUAUAUUUGAUACAUCAGCAACGGUUGAUGCGUGGAAGAUCUUAGAACCAAAGGAGGAAGAAGGUGUAAAAGAGCUAUGCAGUCAUUGUUGUGUCGUUCAACUCCCGUAAGCAGUCCAACCAUCGCAAAGAUCUUACUUUGGUUAGGUUGGUUAUACUGCA
Durio zibethinus is the source of this 1222-nucleotide messenger RNA. RefSeq lists its product as uncharacterized. The record is from RefSeq and is a predicted model, not a curated record. Gene Ontology annotation, molecular function: protein binding. Lineage: Eukaryota; Viridiplantae; Streptophyta; Magnoliopsida; Malvales; Malvaceae.